Theobroma cacao (cacao) is the source of this 2167-nucleotide messenger RNA. RefSeq names its product putative membrane protein At3g27390. Lineage: Eukaryota; Viridiplantae; Streptophyta; Magnoliopsida; Malvales; Malvaceae. The record is from RefSeq and is a predicted model, not a curated record.
UAAGACCUUUUAUUUGAACUUUGAACAUUUCUUUAUGGUCCCAUCAUCUGGUGAUUGGUUUCUUUUUUUUUUUCCUUUUCGGUUGGAUUUCGAGUCUUCGUGUUCUAUUUAAUUUCUAGUUAGCUGUCAGCUUCUUGCGGGGCACGCAUAUUGCAUCUCUCGUGCCUGGUUUUUAAUCUCACUUGUUUGCUUGGCCUUGUGUUAUUUAUUAUUGAGUGUUACUAUCAAAUUACAGAAAAUAUUUCAUUUGAUGGUUGUGUCUAAGUUUUCAUGGUAUUCUGGGAUGGAUGUGGGAAACCGUACGCAAGCAGGUUGGCUAAAGAUCGUUUAUGUAGUGUUUGCCUUCUGUUCUGCUCUCUGUCUUGGUGCUCUAAAAGGUUUACUUGUUGGACCUAUUGCUGGUUUGGUAAUGAUAAUUGGAAAUGUUGGGGUCAUCCUGGGAUUGUUACCUGCACAUAUUGCCUGGACCGUGUACACAAUUAUAAGGGUUGGUAAUUGCAGGACUAAUAGAUUCGAUGCACCCCUUAAAGUUGCUAUAUUGAUUGCUUUGCCUGCGUUAUUUGGUAUAUGGCUGGCUUUAAGCAUAGCCGGUAGUGUUCUUCUAGGAAUUGGCUAUGGCUUCUUGACUCCCUGGGUUUCAGCGUUUGAAGCCUUCAGACAUGGGGAUAAGUCCAAGAGAUUCUUUCACUGUGUGGUGGAUGGAACAUGGGAAACCGUGGAAGGAAGUUGCACUGUGGUUAGAGAUUUUGCAGAUUUAUGUUUUCAUUCAUACCCGCUCUACUUGAAGGAGCUUCGUGAAUCCCCUGUUUCAAAUGAGCUCCAAACUCUGCGGUUAAUUCUUGUGCCAGGACUUAUAGUUGUUGGAUUGUUGGGACUAGUCGUGGAUAUUCCCUUUUAUACCAUAAUUGCUGUGGUAAAGAGUCCAUACAUGUUAUUCAAGGGAUGGUUUCGAUUGACGCAUGAUCUAAUUAGCAGAGAAGGGCCAUUUCUCGAAACAGUUUGCAUCCCCAUUGCUGGUUUGACAAUCCUUUUCUGGCCAAUUGUUGUCAUUGGGAGCAUAUUAGUUGCUAUUUUUUCAAGUUUCUUCAUUGGAUUGUAUGGAUCUGUCAUCGUGUAUCAGGAAAGAUCAUUCCAGAGAGGGGUUGCUUAUGUGAUUGCAAUGAUUGCUGAAUUUGAUGAGUACACAAAUGAUUGGCUCUAUCUCAGAGAGGGGACAAUCUUCCCAAAGCCCCGUUAUCGCAAGAAAAGUGGUUCUGAACUUGAGUAUUCUGUUGGGGGACUUGGUGGCAAAUUCAGUUCUGCUUCUGGUGAAGCUCCUGCAAUGCUCAUGCCAAGCUUGGUUCAUUCGGUAUCAGUUAGAGAGGCAAUACAAGAGGUGAAAAUGGUUCAGAUUUGGACGAAUAUUAUGAAAUCUUGUGAGAUUAAAGGCAAGGAGCUACUGGAUGCCGAUGUAAUAACUCCGGUGGAUCUUGGUGAAUGGUUGAAGGCAAAGAAUGGAAAUGAAGCAGUGAUCAUAGGUGUUGGCCUGCCAUGUUAUUGCUUCUUGCAUACUCUCCUCAACUCCAUCCGAUCCGGUUCUAAUGGUUUGCUAAUGCUUGAUGAUGUUGAAAUAAACCAUCUGAAUAGGCCAAAAGACAAACUGUUAGACUGGUUCUUUAACCCAAUAAUGGUCCUGAAGGAACAGAUCAGGGUCAUAAAGCUGGGAGACAAUGAAGUUAGGCUGCUGGAAAAGUUGCUUCUUUUUGGGAGCAAUACAGAACGGAUGGAUGGUUGGGAUAACGGCAGUUCAGUGCCUCAAGAUUCUCUCAGAGCUGCCCAAAUUGAGGGCAUAAGUAGGAGGAUGGUUGGAAUGGUGAGAAGUGUAUCGAAGUUGCCAACUUACAGAAGGAGAUUUCGUCAAGUUGUGAAGGAUUUAGUUGCACAUGCUUCAGAGAAGCAGGGCAUAGCUAGAUGCAACUCUAUGGUAUCAACUUCCUGCCGUGAAGAAGUAUAGCGUGAAAUUAUAGAAAGCUGCAUAUGUAAUUUAUACAGAGGUGUAGGCAAUAAAAACCUGCUAUGUUUAGAUACUGUUUUUCAUUAAAUUUAAACCAAAAAAAAAAAGAGGUUUCAGGGCUUGAGUAAGGAUCAGAUUAGGCCCAGCAGAUUUUAAUGGAAUUGGUCUUUUAAG